Messenger RNA from Microplitis demolitor, 2180 nucleotides. RefSeq names its product blood vessel epicardial substance. Gene Ontology annotation, molecular function: cAMP binding. NCBI's taxonomy places the organism in Eukaryota, Metazoa, Arthropoda, Insecta, Hymenoptera, Braconidae. The record is from RefSeq and is a predicted model, not a curated record. Gene Ontology annotation, cellular component: sarcolemma. The transcript has 6 exons. The coding region runs from base 76 to 1575 and encodes 499 amino acids.
AUACUUGAAUCUGUAGUGUACCAUCGACACUGAAGACCCUUGUUGCUGCGCCUGAAAUACAGGGCGAAGAAGGUGAUGGCCCGUACCGUGCGCUCGCGACGAAAGAUGGCAAACACAACAGAUACUGCCACAGUAACUGGGAGCAGUCUUCUCUCAACAACAACCUCAACGUCUUUUAUUGAUGCGACAAAUACGUCAUACCCGUCAUACCCGUCAUACCCGACAACGUCAUAUCCGACUGAGAGCUACAGUAGCUUCAACUAUAGCAGUUUAGCCAACAGUUUUGCUGUAGGGGGUUACUCUCUAGAUGACCUAAACUACACAGAGCUUUGGAUCGACGUUUGGAAUAAUACUGAGGCCAGUAAUGUUACAGAGAGACUAAAUUCAACGGUACUACCAUCCGGUGGUUAUUGCGAUGAGUGGGAAGCCGCACAACACAAGCUUUUUCAGGCUGCAAAUUUAUUUUUUGCUGCGGCAUUUAUCGUACCACGAUCAUUCAAAGCAUCUGUGCUGGCACUACGUACAUUUCUGACAGCUGGAUUUAUGCUGGCAGCACUGUGGGCAGGAAUGACUAUUUGUGCAUUAGACGCAAUGCUCUGGUCUCUAGCAUUGGGACUAUUGAAUGGGGUUCAUUCUCUUAUACUCGCGUGUCGUUUUUUACCACCAGCACUGAGUCCAGAACUAGCCGAGCUGUAUCUUAAGCUCUUUAAGCCUUAUCGUGUCAGUAAAAAACACUUUCAAGAGCUUGCUAAGGAAGCAAGGAUACUUAAACUUGAUCCAGGUCAGACUUACGCCACUGAGGGUGUAUCACCAGCUGACGAAAGACUUUCUAUUCUUUUACGGGGCAAUCUAAAUGUGACAUGUGAAGGUACACACUUGCAUUACGUUAAAUCUUAUCAAUUUGUCGAUUCACCAGAAUGGGAAGCAACACAUGAAAAUAUUGAUGAUGUAUUUCAAGUAACGAUAAGAGCUGAGGAAUCAAGUACAUAUAUUUGUUGGACAAGACUGAAAUUAUUACGUGUCCUUAGGCAUCGGCCAUUACUUAAAGUCGUACUUAAUACACUUAUCGGCAAGGAUAUUACCUCAAAGCUUUAUGCAUUAAAUGAACAAUUAGCUGGUUUUGUUACGACCCAAGAACAGACUAAUAGCAGUAAUCCUUAUCGUGGUAUGGCUCGAAGUAUGAGCGUCGAUGCUGUUAAUACUGAGACUGCGGGAAGAGUUAGAUCUACAACCUGGAAAACACAACGGAGACAUAGUAAUCCACGAAGUUCACCUCAACGUGUUUCAAAUCAAUACUGGACGCCAGUUGUUGCUAAUCAUUUUACACCAUCAUCUCCAUUUAUUUCAGUCCAACAAAAUGUUGGUUAUUCAUUAAUACCACAAAGUGUUAAAUUUUCAUCACCGCCACCACCACCGCUACCACGUCUACCUGUCACUACACAUCCGCCAUUAAUAAGACAACGCAGUGCCGGUGGACCCGGUGGUGACUAUACAUUACUCCCACAAACGCCAAAACUCGAACGCAAACGAUCUAAAAAAGCUACCAGAGAGGUAACCUUUGAGACACCUGUAUGACGUUCGCUUGACGGGGAGGGUCCAGCAAGUGUCCCACUUCUAUCGUUUUCACCGAAACGCACUGGAACCUAGCCCCGUCAGUAUUUCAACUAUCACAGUCAUCAAUAUAUUGUUAUUAUCAUUAUUAUUAUUACUGACACUAUUUGUAUAAAAAAAAAUACGUUUAAUAGUAUAUCUUUAUAUUUAUUAACACAUCUAAGAUAAAAAUAAUAAUGAUAAUAAUAUUAUUUAGGCAAAGUGGCCUAAAUGCAGUUAAUGAGAAAGUGAUCUUCCAUACGACGUUAAGUGACAAGUGAUUUUUAAAUAUUUAAACGAUAUAAAAAAAAAUAAUAAUAAUUAAGAACAAAAGUUACUUUAAAUUUAUUUAUAUAUUUUUUGCGGACUUUUUAAAUUAGUACGGCAUGAUAACAGCGCACUCGCAUCAUGAGAGCAGCCAAAAACGUCAAACUUUGGUAACUAUCGAUCGUGUGCCAUUGAGAAAUAAAGGAUGGAGAUUAAUUUUGGAGUGAUAGCCAAAAAAAACGUCAGUCGAUUUAUAGUGAUGAGAAAACUUUUUUGGGUAUAACAAAGUAAAAAAUUUUUAUUUAAGCUAAUAAUAAUUAAUA